AUGGCGAUGGAUCUGGGUUUCUUACGAGGCUUUCGGGUGGGGAGAGAUGUUCUUUCUCAGCUUGAGAUCUCCCAUUUGAUGUUUGCAGAUGACACUUUGGUAAAUGUGGGAAAGAGUGUUUUGGUUCCGGUUGGAGUGGUUCUUGAGAUUGUGGUUGAGAGGAUUGACAAGUUGCAGCGGAAUUUUCUUUGGGGAGGGAAGGGGGAGGAAUUCAAAUAUCAUUUGGUCAACUGGGAGCAGGGUGGAUCAAUUGAGAUUCUUGAGAUGUGUGCUGGUAUGUUUCCAAAUCAUUUCAGGGCUGAAGAUCAACAUUGGGAAAAUGAGUUGGUUCUAGGUAGGGCAGUCGAGGGAAUUCAGGAUUUAGCAAACAUUCUUGGGUUUGGUGUUGGCUCUUUCUUGAUUUCUUACUUAGGGCUACCCUUGGGAGCUAUGUCGAGGAGGACUUCAAUUUGGGAUCCCGUUGUCGAGCGGUUCGAGAGGAGACUUGCAGGGUGGAAGCAGCAGUAUCUUUCGAAAGAGGGGAAGAUUACUCUUAUGAAGAGUACCCCUUCAAAUCUUCCAAACUAUUUCAUGUCUUUUUUCUCGACGCGAAAGUCUGUUGUUUGA
Cornus florida is the source of this 606-nucleotide messenger RNA. RefSeq lists its product as uncharacterized. The transcript is spliced from 4 exons. Bases 1 to 606 code for a protein of 201 amino acids. The record is from RefSeq and is a predicted model, not a curated record. Lineage: Eukaryota; Viridiplantae; Streptophyta; Magnoliopsida; Cornales; Cornaceae.